Molecule: messenger RNA, 1018 nt
Organism: Cuscuta epithymum
Lineage: Eukaryota; Viridiplantae; Streptophyta; Magnoliopsida; Solanales; Convolvulaceae
Source: the annotation of a GenBank genome assembly
UUAAUUUUCUUCUAUAGAAACCUGGGAGUACAAAUAUUUUUUCUUCAAAUAUCGUAAGAAUGUCUUCUAUUGAAGUAUACCUCAAAUAGCGUGGUCGUAUCAUACUAUCUCAAAUAACCGCUCUGCAUUGUGGCAUCUCACUAGUCAACGCCUUCUAUUCCAAUCCAUCUUUCUCAGUUCAAAACCAGAUCGAUAAUGGCGGCCAAAGUUUACAUCGUAUAUUACUCUAUGUAUGGACAUGUGGGGAAACUUGCAGAAGAGAUAAAGAAAGGGGCCUCAUCUGUAGAAGGUGUUGAAGCCAAGUUGUGGCAAGUGCCAGAAACCGUUUCAGAUGAGGUACUUGCAAAAAUGAGUGCACCUCCAAAGAGUGAUGUGCCUUUAAUUACACCUACAGAACUGGCCGAAGCCGAUGGGUUUGUUUUUGGCUUCCCUACAAGGUUUGGUAUGAUGGCGGCUCAAUUCAAAGCAUUUCUUGAUUCAACUGGAGGUCUAUGGAGAACCCAACAGCUGGCUGGCAAGCCCGCUGGCAUCUUCUACAGCACUGGAUCCCAAGGUGGUGGGCAGGAGACAACCCCGUUGACGGCCAUAACACAGCUUGUUCAUCAUGGUAUGAUCUUUGUUCCCAUUGGAUACACAUUUGGGGCGGGCAUGUUUGAGAUGGAGACCGUCAAAGGUGGAAGUCCUUACGGGGCUGGAACUUUUGCUGGGGAUGGCUCCAGACAACCAUCUGAACUUGAACUCCAGCAGGCUUUUCACCAGGGGAAAUACAUUGCCACCAUCACCAAGAAACUCAAGACUGCUGCUGCUUAAGUUUCUUCUCUUAAAUUAAAUUAAAUUCAUAUAUAUAUAUAUAUAUAUAUAUAUUAAUCUUUUGACUAUUAAGGGUAUACAAUUUUUACAUACUAUUCUGUGAUUUGAAGUUUAUAAGAUGGUAUAUGUUUUUCUUUUAUGUACAAAUCGAGUAUUCAUUACUAUGGUGUGCUAUGGACUGGGGAUCGGACCAGGGACCAGACCUGAA